UUAACGGUCCGCGGUGACGUCACGCUCCGGCUGCAGCUCUUCUGGGCCUGUCUCUGAACCGAAGAGGACGGAUAUUCCUCUUUAUUACCAACAUCUUUUACACUUACAGACCUCCGGUUGUCACCGAAAAAACCCCACAGAAAUGGGAAACUGUCAGCCCACAGUUUUUCCCUACGAGGAUUUUGAUGUGGUAGCAGACAUCAAGGCCAUCCGCAAAGCCUGCAAAGGGUUUGGAACUGAUGAACAGGCGAUCAUUGACAUCCUGGCAAACCGCUGCUGGGCUCAGCGUCAGGAAAUCAAACAGGCUUACUUUGACAAGUACGACGAUGAGCUGGUGGACGUGUUAAAGAGUGAACUGUCGGGGAACUUUGAGAAGGCCAUCCUCGCCAUGUUGGACCCGCCCGUCAUCUACGCUGUGAAGGAGCUCCGGAAGGCCAUGAAAGGAGCUGGCACUGAUGAAGAUGUACUGGUGGAGAUCCUCUGCACGGCCACCAACGCUGACAUAGCCAUGUUCAAGGAAUGCUACUUUCAGGUUCAUGAACGUGAUCUGGAAGCAGAUAUCGAGGGAGAUACAAGUGGGGACGUUAGAAACCUUCUCACUGCUAUGCUGCAGGGCAACAGAGAUGAAAGUUACGACGUGAACGAGGAUGAGGCCGAGCAGGAUGCUACUGCCCUGUUUGAGGCUGGUGAGGGUUGCUUUGGGACGGAUGAAUCCACCUUCAGCUACAUCCUGGCCACCAGAAAUUACCUGCAGCUCCAGGCCACCUUCAAAAUAUAUGAACAGCUCUCUGGAACUGAAAUCCUAGACGCCAUUGAUAAGGAAACGUCUGGCACACUGAAAAAAUGCUACACUGCUCUCGUGAGAGUUGCUAAGAACCCACAACUCUACUUUGCCAGACGACUGCACGAUGCCAUGAAAGGAGCUGGCACUGAUGAGGACACGCUGAUUCGCAUUAUUGUGUGUCGCUCAGAGUUUGAUUUGGAGACCAUCAAAGACAUGUAUCUGGAGAAAUACGACGUGUCUUUGAAGGACGCCCUGCGGGACGAGUGCAGCGGUGACUUCAAACGCCUCCUGCUGGCCAUCUGCCACUGAACGCUGGAGAAGUUUCCUUUCUAACCAACUAGCUGAACUAUCUCUGUAUGACAUCCUAAAACAACAGGAGGGUGGUGAAGUUAUGGGAUUAUUUUCAUGUUAUUUACACGUCUUACCUAAAUAUCUCUGUUUGGCAUUAUUUUCAUUUUAUUUUUCUUAUGUUAUUCACAUUCUGGACUCAUUCGUGUGUGAAAAUCUUUCUGUCUGUUAUUGCCCAUUUCCUAGUCCAAAUUUUAGCUCACUUUUUACAAGCUUUACUAGCAGUAUUUAGAUAUGUGGCCUAACUGUAAAGAAACAUUAAGAUCCCUGUUUCCAACACAAACAAGAACCAGCUGAAGUCACACUGAUAGAGUUACGUUGAGGGUGGUGUGAUCAGGCGCUCCGAAGCUGGAUAGGAAACAUCAUGAGCAUAAGCCAUGAUAUUUCCUCAAACUGCCUCUGCUGUGCCCACUGACACAAGUGCAGCAUUGUAUUUGUAAAAGAAUAUAAGUUUUAACUUUUAAAUCAAAUAACUUCUGUCACCCUCCAUUCCCCGAACAAAUCAUCUCUGUUGUUAUGACGAAGUUGGGAGUUUAGAUGAAGAAAUGUGAAAGUUUGUUUUGAUGGACUAUCAGCUGGUACCAUGAAGGAUAUGCAAUGUUAUGACUAAGAAUUUUCUGAACUGUUUUAUGUAUUUUAUCAGUUACUUGCUGAAUUUUUUAAAUCCUCUAUCGCUAUAAUUUGACAAACCCAAGUACUCCUCACUUUGUUUUAUAUUUUAUAUUUCAUGACUAACAAAGCAGAUAAUUAAUAUAUAACAUUAUAGACUUUAUUGUUUUCAGUAGCCCAGAGAUUUAUAAGCGAAAAGAAACUUGAUUUUAGUAAAAUUUUUGAGGUUAGCUGAGCAUUAACAUCUGGAAAGUCUGAAGUCUUUGUCGUGUGUCUAUUUACGGCAGCUUAGAUUUGUUAGGAAUGACCACUAUCUGCAACAACAGCAACACAUGAGAUAAUCGCAACCAGGACAUCAGCUGUGUGCCUCCCUGUAGCCAAAGAAUUUUAACCUAACUAUUAAUAAAGUUCAUUGUAACAUCA
This is a messenger RNA of Melanotaenia boesemani (Boeseman's rainbowfish), 2164 nucleotides long. It is a transcript of the gene anxa13, whose product is annotated as annexin A13. Gene Ontology annotation, cellular component: cytoplasm. The transcript has 11 exons. NCBI's taxonomy places the organism in Eukaryota, Metazoa, Chordata, Actinopteri, Atheriniformes, Melanotaeniidae. Gene Ontology annotation, molecular function: calcium-dependent phospholipid binding; calcium ion binding. The record is from RefSeq and is a predicted model, not a curated record. Bases 143 to 1093 code for a protein of 316 amino acids.